CACAGCCCACCAUCCCCUCCCUCCCCCCUCUCCCUCUCUGCGGGGCGGUCCCUGCUGUCCGCACACCCCGCUGUUGGGAGGCGCUGCCGGUCGGCCCGUCCCCUCCGCAGUAUCGCAGCCGGCCGAGGGCGGGCGCAGCGCGUUGGCGUGGUGCUGAACGGACAGCGCCCGCGGGGGCCACCGCCCUCCCGCCCCGCCCCGCCCCGCCGAGCGCUGGGGGCCGUGGGGAGCCCCGGGAGCGGGGCGGGGGGACGCGGCCUCCACCCGCGCUGUCGGAACUCCCACAGUCCCUCAUUCCUCCGUCCUGCCCCCGGCCGGGCCGCCCGCGCCCUACAACGCGCCCAUGCCGGGCGUUGGGGCGAUCGGAGCGCGGUGCAGGCACCGGCCGCGGAGGAGUCCCCGAGAGAAGCCCGAGGCAAAGCCGGGCGAGGCCGGGGCCGCCAUGGACGCGGCGAUUUGGAUCUACCAGUUCCGGCUGAUCGUGCUGGGAGACUCCACCGUGGGCAAGUCGUGUCUCCUGCACCGCUUCACCGAGGGCCGCUUCCCCGGGCCGCUGCACUCGGACCCCACGGUGGGGGUGGAUUUCUUCUCCAGGCUGGUGGAGAUCGAGCCGGGCAAGAGGAUCAAGCUGCAGAUCUGGGACACGGCCGGGCAGGAGCGCUUCAGAUCAAUAACACGAUCUUACUAUCGCAAUUCUGUUGGCGGCUUGCUGGUCUUUGACAUCACAAAUCGACGAUCUUUUGAACAUGUGAAAGACUGGCUGGAAGAAGCAAAAAUGCACGUACAACCCUUUCAGAUUGUAUUUCUGUUAGUAGGACAAUGUGACUUAGUGUCACAGCGUGAGGUGAACAAAGAGAAAGAAGCAGAAAAAACUGUCGUCUGCUGUCGCGUAUGAAAUACACUACGACACUCAGCAAAAGAUUUGUCCACGAAUGUCGAAGAGUCCUUUUACAUCCUACACGACCUCUCCAUCGCACACCUCUGCUAAAACCAAGGAGAGAUCACAAUACAAGAUGGAUGGGAAGGUGUUAAGAGUGGCUUUGUUCCAAAUGUUGUCAUCCCCACCGCGCAGCCUGUAACAAUGCCCAGAAGACAGUGCGUCUGCUGAGUUUGUAGCAUGCCAAAGAACACAUCAAGUGUUCGGAAGAUGAUGCCAUCCUAAAACCAGAAUAAUAAUUCUGAAACAAUGUUAGAUCAUGACAUAGCUCAAUCACAGAAUGGUAACUUGC
Molecule: messenger RNA, 1229 nt
Organism: Coturnix japonica (Japanese quail)
Lineage: Eukaryota; Metazoa; Chordata; Aves; Galliformes; Phasianidae
Source: RefSeq, a predicted model, not a curated record